Conger conger (European conger) is the source of this 3865-nucleotide messenger RNA. RefSeq names its product metabotropic glutamate receptor 2-like. Gene Ontology annotation, biological process: regulation of synaptic transmission, glutamatergic; G protein-coupled glutamate receptor signaling pathway. The record is from RefSeq and is a predicted model, not a curated record. Gene Ontology annotation, cellular component: membrane. Bases 815 to 3478 code for a protein of 887 amino acids. NCBI's taxonomy places the organism in Eukaryota, Metazoa, Chordata, Actinopteri, Anguilliformes, Congridae. The transcript has 6 exons. Gene Ontology annotation, molecular function: group II metabotropic glutamate receptor activity.
AUGUGCGCUGCUGUGAGACAGCCAGUCGCGUGAACCUCCUUGCCACACCAUUUCGGAGUCACUGUCAGUCACACGCUUGGCUCCCUCUACCACUAAACAAUGAGAUAUCACACGUGCGAACUAGGCGCGUUUGUUUUAAGUCGGUAUUAGGAAUUAUGAGGACAAAAAUCCUCUGCUGAACAACGACUGCAAUAAAGACCACUCUUAGCAAUUUCAGUUAAAUAACCGGAUCUGUAGGCUAUUAAUGAACCGUACUGACCGUCCCAGCACGUGUGACGAUAACAUAUUUAUGAUAAAAUCAACGACAAUAUAAAAACUAUCAAAGUGACAUUAGUCACCGGGAAAGAUUUUACUUAAACUCAGAAUUUCAACAUGCUGCAACUGGAUAGUGUUUUAGCUGCGUGAGAAAAAAAGCACAUGAGCAUCUCGAGGAAUCCGCCGUUGUUUUUAGUCAGUCUGUUUCAGCACCAAGGACAGGUACAACUCCCCACAGCAGUUUCAACACUGAACUUCCCCAAUUGACGGACUUAAGGAAACUGAAUUUCCGCUGUAUUGUUGGCGUGUUGCUAUAACGGUUGCAGCAUACUGAAUUAGGAAAACGGACUACUUUAUCCUGUUGCUGUAAAGGUCUGGACUUGGAAUAAUUUCAUCCGAGUAAUAACCGCGACAAACAGGGAGAGAAAUCCGAUACAAAAAAGAUGUCACUGACACCAGAGAGGGACCUCGCAAUGCCAGAAACGUUAGGCCUCUAAAACCAGGCAGUGCUGCACCUUGAAUAUCCCGGAAAAAGAAGCGCCCCAACUCGCCCGUCCUCAUGACCGCUGUAAGGUUUGGCCUCCAGACGGAGGGGCCUCCCUGCCGGGACCUCCACCUGGUCCUGCUGCUGCUCACCCUCACCCUCGUCCCCGAGGCCCUGCCCACCACCAGCUACAACACAGCCCCCAAGCACGAGAUCACGGUGGAGGGGGACCUGGUGAUCGGGGGCCUGUUCCCCGUGCACCACAAAGGCGAGGGCAUGGAGGACUGCGGAGCCAUCAACGAGCAGCGCGGGAUCCAGAGGCUGGAGGCCAUGCUGCUGGCGCUGGACCGGAUCAACCAGGACCGCCGCAUCCUGCCCGGCCUGCGGCUGGGAGCCCACAUCCUGGACACCUGCUCCAAGGACACCUACGCUCUGGAGCAGUCCCUGGAGUUUGUGCGCGCCUCCCUGACCAAGGUGGACGAGAGCGAGUACAUCUGCCCCGACGGGUCGUACGCCAUGCACGACGACUUACCGCUGGCCAUCACGGGCGUCAUCGGAGGGUCCUACAGCGACGUCUCCAUCCAGGUGGCCAACCUGCUCAGACUCUUCCAGAUCCCUCAGAUCAGCUACGCCUCCACAAGCGCCAAGCUGAGCGACAAGACCCGCUACGACUACUUCGCCCGCACCGUGCCCCCAGACUUCUACCAGGCCAAGGCCAUGGCCGAGAUCCUGCGCUACUUCAACUGGACCUACGUGUCCACGGUGGCCUCCGAGGGAGACUACGGUGAGACGGGCAUCGACGCGUUCCAGCAGGAGGCCCGCGCCCGGCAGAUCUGCAUCGCCACGUCCGCCAAGGUCAGCCGCUCCAUGAGCCGGCAGAGCUACGAGGGGGUCAUCCGCUCCCUGCUGCAGAAGUCCAACGCCAAGGUGGUCAUCCUCUUCACCCGCAGCGAGGACGCCCGGGAGCUGCUGGUGGCGGCCGCCCGCAUGAACGUGUCCUUCCUCUGGGUGGCCAGCGACGGCUGGGGGGCGCAGGAGAGUGUGGUGAGGGGCAGCGAACUGGUGGCCGAAGGGGCCUUCACCAUCGAGCUGGCUUCCUACCCCAUCCCGGAGUUCGCAGAAUAUUUCACCAGGCUGGACCCAUACAACAACACCCGCAACCCCUGGUUCCAGGAAUUCUGGGAGCACCGCUUCCAGUGCAGCCUGCACGACCUGAGCUGUGGCCGGCACUCCCUCCGGGACGGCGUUUUCGAGCAGGAGUCCAAGAUCAUGUUUGUGGUGAACGCUGUGUACGCCAUGGCUCAUGCCCUGCACAACAUGAGGCAGGCCAUGUGCCCCAACUCCACCAAGCUGUGUGAUGCCAUGAAGCCAGGUAAUGGGAAGAAGCUCUAUAGGGACUUCAUCCUGAAAAGCAAGUUUGACGCCCCAUUUCGCCCGGCGGACACUGAAAACACGGUCCACUUUGAUUCUUUUGGAGACAGCCUGGGUCGCUACAACAUCUUCCACUACCACAAAGAGGACGGCCGCUUCCUCUACAGGAAAGUGGGGUACUGGGCUCAGAACCUGACCCUCAACACCUCCCUCAUCCCCUGGGACAGCCAGGUGGUGCCCACCUCUCAGUGCAGCGACCCCUGCAAGAAGAACGAGAUAAAGAGCAUGCAGCCCGGGGAUGUCUGCUGCUGGAUCUGCAUCCCCUGCCAACCUUACCAGUACCUGCUGGACCAGUUCACCUGCAUGGACUGCAGCUUUGGCCAGUGGCCCCUGGAGAACCUGAGCGGCUGUUAUGACCUGCCGGAGGAAUACAUCCGAUUUGAGGACGCCUGGGCCAUUGGGCCUGUCACCAUCUCCUGCCUGGGCAUGCUCUGCACCCUGUUUGUCAUUGGCCUGUUCUUCAAGAACAACGACACGCCGGUGGUGAAGGCCAGCGGGAGGGAGCUGUCCUACAUCCUGCUGCUGGGCGUCCUGAUGUGCUACUGCAUGACCUUCAUCUACAUCGCCAAGCCCUCGGCCGCUGUCUGCACCCUGCGCCGGCUGGGCCUGGGGACCUCCUUCGCCGUCUGCUACUCGGCCCUGCUGACCAAGACCAACCGCAUCGCCCGCAUCUUCAACGGCGUGAAGGACGGCGCCCAGCGGCCCCGCUUCAUCAGCCCCACCUCGCAGGUGGUCAUCUGCCUGGCACUCAUCUCCUGCCAGCUGGUGGUGGUGGUGGUGUGGCUGCUGGUGGAGGCUCCGGGCGUGAGGAAGGAGAUAAGCCCUGAGAGGAGGGACGUGGUGACGCUCAAGUGCAACAGCAAGGACUCCAGCAUGCUGGUGUCCCUCACCUACAACUGCGUGCUCAUCAUCCUCUGCACGGUCUACGCCUUCAAGACCAGGAAGUGCCCCGAGAACUUCAACGAGGCUAAGUUCAUCGGCUUCACCAUGUACACCACCUGCAUCAUCUGGCUGGCCUUCCAGCCCAUCUUCUAUGUCACGGCCAGCGACUACAGGGUGCAGACCACCACCAUGUGUAUCUCUGUCAGCCUGAGCGGCUCGGUGGUGCUGGGCUGCCUCUUCGCACCCAAGGUCCACAUCAUCCUGUUCCAGCCCCAGAAGAAUGUGACCACGCUCAGAGUGGCCACCACGCGCUUCAGCGUGACCACUGGCCCCGGGUCCAGCUUCUCACAGGCUUCAGCAUCUAACUUCGUACCGACGGUGUGCAAUGGCAGAGAGGUGGUGGACUCCACAACAUCCUCAUUGUGAAGGCAAUGCUCCUCCCUCAGCCAGUGCAGUUUAGGUAUAAUCUCCAGUGGAAAAUACAGUGUUUCAAAUAUGGGAAUGGUCACUGCAAGUUGUUCUGAUUUUGUUGUUCUCAACGUGCUGUGAGUACAAUGUCCCAAUUCUGUUUUUUCUCUCUCUGACUAGUAGCUAUGGUAAAAGAAAAAACAGUAAAAACAUUAAUAAAUAAAAAGAAUCAGUAUACCCCUUUCUUUUUAAUAAAAGAUGCCCUUUUCUUUGAGAGAUGAAGUAAAUUAUAGUAAAUCUGUUAAAUGUACAAUAUAACAAAUGUUUUUAACGUAGACUUUGGUGAACCAGUUUGUGAUUUAUUGUAAUUUAUGUAAAUAAAAGGUGUUUUUCUAUUAAUAUUAA